Marmota flaviventris (yellow-bellied marmot) is the source of this 952-nucleotide messenger RNA. RefSeq names its product SLX1 homolog A, structure-specific endonuclease subunit (gene Slx1a). Gene Ontology annotation, molecular function: 5'-flap endonuclease activity; crossover junction DNA endonuclease activity. Gene Ontology annotation, biological process: double-strand break repair via homologous recombination. The record is from RefSeq and is a predicted model, not a curated record. NCBI's taxonomy places the organism in Eukaryota, Metazoa, Chordata, Mammalia, Rodentia, Sciuridae. Gene Ontology annotation, cellular component: Slx1-Slx4 complex.
AGACCUACAACGUCCCGAUGGGUCCCACGGGGAGCGAAGCAAGGCCGGAGCGUUUCUUCGGUGUCUACCUGCUCUACUGCCUAAACCCUCGGCAUCGGGGCCGCGUCUACGUGGGGUUCACGGUCAACCCCGCUCGUCGGGUCCUGCAGCAUAACGGCGGUCGCAAAAAAGGCGGGGCCUGGAGGACCAGCGGGAGAGGGCCCUGGGAGAUGGUGCUUAUCGUGCACGGCUUCCCAUCUGCGGUGGCCGCCCUUCGGUUCGAGUGGGCCUGGCAACACCCGCAAGCCUCGCGUCGCCUGUCACACGUGGGGCCGCGCUUGCGAGGCGAGGCAACCUUCGCCUUCCACCUGCGAGUGCUUGCGCACAUGCUGCGCGCGCCACCCUGGGCGCGUCUCCCGCUCACACUGCGCUGGUUGCGCCAGGACUUCCGCCAGGAUCUCUGCCCUCCCCCGCCACCACAUGUGCCGCUGGCCUUCGGCCCGCCGCCUCCCCGGACCCAGCUUCCGAAGCGCUGCGCUGGGCCUGUUGUAGACAGGGAGCGUGAAAAGGACCCGGUCGCACAAUCCUGUUGCACUCUCUGCGCCCGCACCCUUGAGGAUGAAGACAGUCCCCUGUGUUGCCCUCACCCUGGCUGUCCCCUAAAGACCCAUGUGAUCUGCCUGGCAGAGGAAUUCCUUCAGGAAGAGCCAGGGCAGCUUCUGCCCCUAGAGGGCCAAUGUCCUAGCUGUGAGAACUCACUGCUUUGGGGAGACCUGAUCCGGCUGUGCCGGAUGGGCACUGAGGAGGAAGAGGAUGGCUCAGAAUUAGAAGAGGAACACUGGACAGACAUGCUGGACACCUGAUCCUCAGCCUCCCCAACCCUGAUCCUAUGAUUUUUCUGUCCCCCAGUGGCCACCAACCAUACUGGACAAUUUUUAUUUGAAUUCAAUAAAAUAUUUUGAGUUAAGGGUAA